AUGGAGGGAGUGGAUUACUUAGCUGACGAGAGGAAGAAGGCAAAGUUCGAUGUGGAAGCUAUGAAAAUCGUCUGGGCUGGUUCUCGCCACGCCUUCGACGUCGCUGAUCGCAUUUCCAAGCUCGUCGCUAACGAUCCUGGUUUUCGUAAGGAUAACAGACCUAUGCUCAGCAGAAAAGAACUGUUCAAAAACACUCUUAAAAAAGCAGCUUAUGCAUGGAAACGAAUCAUUGAACUUCAUCUAUCUGAAGAAGAGGCAUCUAGGUUAAGGUUCUAUGUUGAUGAAGCUGCUUUUACUGAUCUUCAUUGGGGAAUGUUUAUACCUGCAAUAAAAGGACAGGGCACUGAGGAACAGCAACAGAAAUGGUUGCCACUGGCAUAUAAGAUGCAAAUAAUUGGCUGCUAUGCACAAACUGAACUUGGUCAUGGUUCCAAUGUACAAGGUCUUGAAACCACUGCAACUUUUGAUGCACAAACAGAUGAGUUUAUCAUUCAUAGUCCUACACUGACUUCAAGCAAAUGGUGGCCCGGUGGCUUGGGUAAAGUCUCCACUCAUGCUGUGGUGUAUGCUCGUCUUAUAUUAGAUGGGGAAGACCAUGGCAUACAUGGUUUUCUUGUCCAACUGCGGAGCUUGGAUGAUCAUUCACCUCUUCCGGGCAUAACAAUUGGUGAUAUUGGAAUGAAAUUUGGAAAUGGAGCAUACAACACCAUGGACAAUGGGGUAUUAAGAUUUGAUCAUUUGCGCAUCCCAAGAAAUCAGAUGUUGAUGAGGUAUGAAGAUCCCUUGAUCUGUCUUGUUUAUUUUGGUUAA
Molecule: messenger RNA, 810 nt
Organism: Ilex paraguariensis (yerba mate)
Lineage: Eukaryota; Viridiplantae; Streptophyta; Magnoliopsida; Aquifoliales; Aquifoliaceae
Source: the annotation of a GenBank genome assembly